Lolium perenne is the source of this 3199-nucleotide messenger RNA. RefSeq names its product C2 domain-containing protein At1g53590. The record is from RefSeq and is a predicted model, not a curated record. Gene Ontology annotation, molecular function: lipid binding. NCBI's taxonomy places the organism in Eukaryota, Viridiplantae, Streptophyta, Magnoliopsida, Poales, Poaceae.
CGGUUGCAGUAGUUAAGGUGGUUACCAGUCAAUCUUUCGUCAGAAUAUUGCUAAAUUGUGUGAACUUAGCAAUUUGUAUGUUGCAUUGACUGCAUUACUUAACUUCGCUAUAAAAGCUUUCAUGGAAUUUUCAUGGUUGCGAAAUAGCAUCAAUUUUUCAUUUCCACCAAGCUUCAUAUUCAGUGAACAGCUGGAUUAGUUAGUACCAUUAGACAUCAUAUGUGUUUGUAUUGUGUAAAAUGUUGCACAGGUAUCCUAUUGCUCUGUUUUAAUUUUAAUAGUAUUUAAUUCGAUGUGUUGGAACAUUUCUUAAAAGUAUGUAUUACUCAGGAUGCAUGUAUUUUGGAGUAGUGAACUUGAACCAUGCUCUUCACUAACAUGGACCACACAUUCCCUUGAGGAACAUGUAUAUUACAGCCUGCUGACCUCGUGUAAUAAUCCUUAUGCCAUAGGUCAGAUUUCUCCAGGGCUGUUUUGUAGCGCGUUACUUGCGAAAUUUAGGUGGUAUUCUCCAGGGCUGUUUUGUAGCGUGUUACUUCCGAAAUUUAGGGGAUAUUCUCUACGGCUGUUUUGUAGCGUGUUACUUCGAGUUUAGGGAGUAUUCUCCAGGGCUGUUUUGUAGCGCGUUACUUCCGAAAUUUAGGAGUUAUUUGGUUCAUUGCGGUACUAUGCCACACCCCAAUUUAAGGAAGUUUGACUUUAUUAGGCCACACAGUUCGGUUCCACUCAAGUUGUAUCUUUUCGUACUUUCUUUGCACAUCAUAGUCGUGUAUUCUUGCCAACCUUGUGUAACUUGUUCGGGAGAUAGAACUACAGAAAUGUGGCUGGCCACACUUAGGCAAGGAAGUGGCAAUGUGUGGUAUUGAACCAAAUCUUGUCAUUUUGAGUUGCUGUCCUACAAAAUUGAAAAACAGACUAUUAUGUAUAACAAUAUAUUCUGUUACUUCCUGUGUAGGUAGUUCUGUAAUCAUUUCGUUUUAUGUUUUCUUUUACUUCCACCAAGAGGAACCUUAACGAGAGGCAUAGAAUAAUCACCUCUUAAAAAUCAGAAAAUAAUGGCAUGCUGAAACUAUGGUAAGCAUAAUCGUUUAGUUUUAGUUUUUUUUACUUUCACCAAGAGGAACUAUACAUAAUCAGAGAAAUAGAAUAACCACCCUUAAAAAAAUCAGAAAAUAAUGGCAUUGUGAAUACUAUGGUAAGCAUCUGGUGCUAUCAACAGAAAGGAUUUUGGAUGAACUUGAUGUGGUGAAUGAACGGUACACAAUGAGACUGCGGAAGCGAUUACAAUAUGAAGAAAGGAAAAGUGCCAACCAAAGAAGGCUCCUCUCGGAUGCAGAGACAGUCAGGUGGUUAAAUUAUGCGGUUGAAAAGAUCUGGCCAGUUUGCCUGGAAAGGAUUGCAUCCCAACAGUUCCUUCUGCCCAUAUUCCCAUGGUUCAUAAACAAGUUCAAACCAUGGACCGCAAGGAAAGCAGAGAUCCAGAACCUUUACUUGGGUAGGAAUCCGCCGAUGUUUACAGAUAUUAGGGUUGUCAACCAAUCAACUGAUGAUGACCAUCUGGUUCUGGAGAUUGGAAUGAACUUCCUUGCCGCAGAUGAUAUGGAUGCAAGGAUGGCUGUGCAGCUAAGGAAGAGAUUAGGGUUUGGUAUUACAGCAAACAUGCAUAUAACUGGCAUGCAUGUUGAAGGCAAGGUCCUUGUUGGUGUGAGGUUCCUUCGACAGUGGCCUUUUAUUGGUCGUGUAAGAGUAUGCUUUGUUGAGCCUCCAUACUUCCAGAUGAUAGUGAAACCUUUAUUUGGUCAUGGGCUUGACGUGACUGAACUGCCAGGAAUUUCUGGAUGGCUUGACAGGAUGUUGGAUGUUGCUUUUGGACAGACCCUUGUUGAGCCUAACAUGCUAGUUAUUGAUAUGGAGAAGUUUGCCUCGGAAUCGGAAUCGGCAGGUAACUGGUUUACUGUUGAUGAGAAGCCACCCAUUGCACAUGCCAAGGUAGAGAUAUUGGAAGGGGCUGAUAUGAAACCGUCUGAUCCAAAUGGUUUAUCGGAUCCAUAUGUUAAAGGCCAUCUUGGUCCGUACCGUUUCCAGACAAAGAUCCAUAAAAAAACUCUCAACCCCAAAUGGCAGGAGCAGUUUAAAAUACCAAUUACUUCAUGGGAAUCGCUCAAUCUUCUUUCUCUUCAAGUUCGAGACAAGGACCAUAUCUUUGAUGACGCGCUUGGUAACUGUUCAGUUAGUAUCAACAAAUUGAGAGGGGGACAAAGACACGAUAUAUGGAUUGCACUAAAGCAUAUAAAGACAGGGAGGAUACAUAUAGCUGUAACUGUACUUGAAGAUGAAAAUGGAAAGGUACCCAAUGAUGAAGAUGAGCAGUGUGGAACACCAAAAGAGGGGAAAGCUAGCACACCGAGGUCUAGCAUUUCUUCCAGGACCAACACUGAGAGUGCAACAUCUGCGGAAUACCAGAAGAUGUCUGAUGAAUACGAACAAGUGGACAUCGAAGGACUGGAGAAGGCAGGUGUGUGGGUACAUCGGCCUGGCAGCGACGUGGCCUCUACCUGGGAGCCUCGGAAAGGACGAGUGCGGUGCCAGGACUCCCAAAUACUACGGGAAAAUGAUGCCUGCAGUGAUAGCCCUAGGUCAUCAAUGUCGGACUCUCAGACAAGCAACUCCAGCACUGAAGAACCAGCCAGUGGUAGAUCACAUCGUCACAUUCGGAAGGUAAAAAAGGGUUUGGUCAAACUAGCUGGAGCUAUGCGCCGCAAGAGCCCCAAGAACGGGAGCGACGAUGAAACUUCUCUGUGUGAAACGCCUCGCCCAAACAUACAGCCUUUUGGAGAAAGCAGGGUAUCGGUAACAUAUGUGGUUGAUGAAGGUGCGGGGAACAACAGGACGGACCAGAGGCCUGAUGACCAGCAUUCGAGCCCUGAGAGAGGCGAGGUCGAAAGCCCAACCAAAAGGCAGCUGAGGAAGAAGGCAGUGCAUUUGGUGAAACAUGCAGGGAAAACCGCUCAGAGCCUGAAAAGCAUGCUCAGCAGGAAAGGUCUUGACAAGGGCAAAGAAGACGAGGAAGAUGAGGAAGAUGAUCUCGAUGUAAUGAGAGUCGACUCUCCUGCACACGACAGAACUGAGUGACACACCUGAGUUCGUAGUUGAUAGCAGGGACAAAAAUUAUGAUUGGCAAUGUUUUUUUUGCAGAGAA